UCAUUUAGGAAGAAGUGGAGUGAUUCGCAUUGAUUGUUGUUAUCAUGAGUGACUUUGGAAGGGGACCCACUUCCGGUCUUACAGGUCCUCCUAAACCACCACCUCACGCAGCAAUACAAGAUGGACCUCCUCCUGGUGGUUAUCCACCUAUCGAUGUGCGUAGAAACUUACCAAAAGUCGGGCCUUCCGGGUCCACACUGUUGAUAGGCGUUGGGUUGAUCACCAUCUAUGGCUUUUGGGGACUGUCUAGAUCAGCUCAGCGCAGAAGACGACUCAAUCAGGAAAAGUAUCAAGUUCGUUUGGCUAUCACACCGUUUCUACAAGCUGAAGAGGAUCGACAAACUGUGAAGCAAAAUCGACGACGUCUUCGUCAAGAGGAGGAACUUAUGAAGGAUGUUCCUGGUUAUCAACCCGGUGAAAAUGUGUACAAAACGAGGAAGUAUGCUCCUUAUGUGAAACCUUUAGUGCCUGGAGUUGGUCCACAAGGACUUCCAUAAGCCUAUACCUAAGCUUGUUGUUGAAAAGCAGUAGUUUUUUGAAAGUUUUCUAAAGUGAUGGCUGCCAAUAAAGCCGGAAUGGAAUUCCAUCUUGCACAGUAUUGUUCGAUUUCG
This is a messenger RNA of Galdieria sulphuraria, 611 nucleotides long. Its product is annotated as NADH dehydrogenase. The coding region runs from base 45 to 497 and encodes 150 amino acids. The record is from RefSeq and is a predicted model, not a curated record. Lineage: Eukaryota; Rhodophyta; Bangiophyceae; Galdieriales; Galdieriaceae. The transcript has 2 exons.